This is a messenger RNA of Tachysurus vachellii, 870 nucleotides long. It is a transcript of the gene star2, whose product is annotated as steroidogenic acute regulatory protein 2. Gene Ontology annotation, molecular function: cholesterol transfer activity; cholesterol binding. The record is from RefSeq and is a predicted model, not a curated record. Bases 1 to 870 code for a protein of 289 amino acids. The transcript is spliced from 7 exons. Lineage: Eukaryota; Metazoa; Chordata; Actinopteri; Siluriformes; Bagridae. Gene Ontology annotation, biological process: intracellular cholesterol transport; steroid biosynthetic process; regulation of steroid biosynthetic process. Gene Ontology annotation, cellular component: mitochondrion; mitochondrial intermembrane space.
AUGCUGUCGGCCGUGGCGAAGCUGUGCUGUGGGAUUUCAUACCAACACCUCAGGAGUGUGACAGGUCUGCAGCGUCCGGCCAUGGCAGCUUUAGGGCAGGAAAUGUCCCACAUGCAGAAGAGAGGAAAUAUGUGGCUGACAAGCAGGAGCCUGGAGGUGGUGUGGAGGUGGAGGAGUGAGAGAGAGGAGACAGAGCAGACAGGUGGACAGUGUGAUGGUGUGGAGGACACAGACACAGACCUGUGGUACCAGCAGCAGGGACGUGACGCACUACAGAAGGCUCUGAACAUCACACUGAACACUGAGGGCUGGAAGACAGAAAUAAUCACAGAGGACAGCGGACAGGUCAUCUACAGUAAAGUGCUUCAGGGGAAUCAGAAGGUGUUCCGGCUGGAGGCUGAACUCGACGCCUCACCUGAAGAGAUACACGAGGUUCUGUUUGUGAGAGUGGAGGAGAUGAGCGAGUGGAACCCCAGUGUCACACACGUCAAGGUACUGAAACGCAUAGGGAAGGAAACCAUGGUAACGCACGAGGUCUCAGCAGGAAAAGCGGGCAAUCUGAUUGGCCAGAGGGACUUCCUGAAUGUCAGGCAUUCAGUGAAGACGAACAGAUGUGUUUAUGUGGGAGGAGCCGCGACUCACCUGGAGGCUUUUCAUCCACAGCCAGGAUUCAUCAGAGCUGAAGACGGUCCCACGUGUAUAAUAAUCGAGCCGUUACCAAGCUGCCCUGGAAAGAGUAAAUUCACCUGGAUGCUCAACAUGGAUGUGAAGGGCUGGCUUCCUAAAUCUGUGGUGAAUCAGGCGCUUCCUCAGGCUCAACUCGACUUCACAAGACACCUACGGAGACGACUGGAGAUGGGCAGGAAGUGA